AUGGUACAAGCGAGUGGACAACAAACUACAAGAUUCAGUUAUCAAUGGAUGGUAUCAACGCUGUCACCUACCAAGAAACCAAUGUUGACAAGACAGAAGGGCUCUGCAGGGUGUUAUUCCAUCUGGAAUAUUACCAGUGGAUCGACAUUAAGCAGACUUGUGACUGGGCUCGAAAAGUACACAGAAUAUGAGUUUCAAGUCCUGGCGUAUACUUCUGAUGGUGAUGGACCAAAGGGCCCUGUUAAGGUUGAGAGAACACAGGGAGAUGGUUGUGUUCAGUAUGAUCUUGGAAUGGAGGGUGGAAACAUUCCAGACAGUAGGAUAACUGCUUCUUCUUCCAGGACACCAGCCAAGAAUGGUCGACUAAACUAUGCAUUAGGAGCACCAUGGUGUGCAGAAACAAAUGACACUAGCCCUUAUCUACAGGUUGAUCUACAGACACUUCAUAUCCUCUGUGCUGUGUCUACUCAAGGGAAUUCUCAAGCAGAUCAGUGGGUGAAGGACUACACACUACAAAUAUCCACAGAUGAAACAACUUGGACAGACUACAAGGAAGGCGGACAAGUCAAGUUUCUAAGAGGAAAUGAUGACAGGAACUCAGAAGUGAAGCAUGUUGUUUAUGGAGUGUUAACAAGAUUCUUACGAUUUCUGCCACAAACACACCAGGGUGGAGUGUGCAUGAAACUAGAGGUGUUUGGAGUAGAAAAAGUUUCAGAUGAGGAGUUUUUGAUACUAUACGACUUCUUCGAGCCAAGAAAUCCGGAAUUCCCUCACAAAGCUUACGCCAAAUUCGACCUAGAUGAGAUGGCCGAGUCUGAGAGUCUCGCAGAGUUUAGAUUCAGGAAAAGAGACAUUUUCUUGCUGGCAGAGGUUUUGGACAUUCCGGAAACCAUACGAUGCGACCAAAGAUCGAUUUGUGGUGGAAUAGAGGGCUAUGUAUGCUGCUUAGGUGGUUUUCAUAUCCAUGCAGAUACGGAGACAUGA
Molecule: messenger RNA, 984 nt
Organism: Stylophora pistillata
Lineage: Eukaryota; Metazoa; Cnidaria; Anthozoa; Scleractinia; Pocilloporidae
Product: receptor-type tyrosine-protein phosphatase F
Biological process (GO): protein dephosphorylation
Molecular function (GO): protein binding; protein tyrosine phosphatase activity
Source: RefSeq, a predicted model, not a curated record